Molecule: messenger RNA, 810 nt
Organism: Equus quagga
Lineage: Eukaryota; Metazoa; Chordata; Mammalia; Perissodactyla; Equidae
Product: granzyme B-like
Exons: 5
Coding region: 1-810 (269 amino acids)
Biological process (GO): proteolysis
Cellular component (GO): cytoplasm; intracellular membrane-bounded organelle
Molecular function (GO): serine-type endopeptidase activity
Source: RefSeq, a predicted model, not a curated record
AUGCAGCCACUCCUGCUCUUGUUGGCCUUUCUUCUGCCCUCCGAGCCUGGGACAGGAAUCAUCAUCGGAGGACAUGAGGUCAGGCCCCACUUUCGCCCCUACAUGGCGUUCAUUCAGGCUCCCAUGAUGGGGAAGAUCAAGAGGUGUGGCGGUGCCCUCGUGGAACUGGACAUUGUUCUGACAGCUGCUCACUGCUGGGGAAGGUCAAUCAAGGUGACUCUGGGGGCCCACAACAUCCGGAAGCUAGAGUGGACCAGGCAGGUCAUCCCUGUGAAAGAAGCCAUCCGCCACCCAGACUAUAUUCCUGGAGACUAUUACCAUGACAUCAUGAUACUAAAGCUGGAGAGAAAGGCCAAGCUGACUGCAGCUGUGUGGCCCCUCAUCCUGCCCUGGGGCACAGCCCAGGUGAGGCCUGGAGAGGUGUGCCAUGUGGCCGGCUGGGGGAAAGUUGCCCCAAAUGGCAGUGACUCCAGCACACUGCAGGAGGUGGAGCUGACGGUGCAGCAGGACGAGGUGUGCGAAGCCCGCUUAUAUGAUUAUUACAACAGUACCACUAUGCUGUGUGUGGGGGACCCGAAGGAAAAGAAGGCUUCCUUUCAGGGGGACUCCGGGGGCCCUCUCGUGUGUAAGGACGUGAUCCAGGGUGUGGCCCUCGGUGGACGAGUUGACGGGACAGCUCCACGGCUCUUCACCAAAGUCUUGAGCUUCUUGCCCUGGAUAAAGAAAACCAUGAAAUCCUAUGAAAAGCCUCUAACUGUAGGAACAAGCCCACCUUCUCUGGAGCUGAUCCAGAAUGUCACCAGCAACUAA